AUGGCAGGCAUGGCGUCGGAGCCAGUCACCCAGUCCAGGGUGAUGUUCCAGUCCGCAGAUAAAAAAGAGGAGCCUACGCAUCGCAAACUGGGCAAGCUGACCGUCAAAUACAACCGCAAGGACCUGCAGAGGAGGCUGGAUAUUGAGGAGUGGAUCGACAAUCAGCUGCACCUGCUCUUCGACUAUGAGAAGGAGGAGAUCACAGAGUUAGAGAUUGACAUAGAUGAGCUGCUGGAGCUAUCUGACACGGAGCAGAGAUCCAGACUGCAUGAGUUACUGCAGGAAUGUGAGAAGCCAAAAGAGGACUUUAUCAAUGGGCUGCUUUAUCGGAUGAAGGGCCUACGCAAAAUGUCAGGGCCCCUGAAGAAAUAA
Salvelinus namaycush (lake trout) is the source of this 372-nucleotide messenger RNA. RefSeq names its product protein phosphatase 1 regulatory subunit 14B-like. The record is from RefSeq and is a predicted model, not a curated record. Lineage: Eukaryota; Metazoa; Chordata; Actinopteri; Salmoniformes; Salmonidae. Gene Ontology annotation, molecular function: protein serine/threonine phosphatase inhibitor activity. Gene Ontology annotation, cellular component: cytoplasm. Gene Ontology annotation, biological process: regulation of phosphorylation. Bases 1 to 372 code for a protein of 123 amino acids. The transcript is spliced from 4 exons.